AUUUUCAUAAUUGGCCUGCAGAGGUUACACGUAGCACGUCGCAACACACUUAGCUCAACUCAAACGGCUAAAUGUGCAGGCAGAACCAGGCUAUUAUAGGCUACUUGUGCAACCAGUUAACUACAUUAGCCUACCAAUUGAGCGUUUGAAAAGAAUAUCUGGGAGCAAACGAUCUCAGCAAGUGAUUUAACCCAACAACACUCACGUGUUGGUAAAACAAUGUAAUUAGGCACUGUGCAGUGAACUGCUCAUCACAUUUAUUUAUUAAACGAAGGCUAGGCUAUUUGCCACUUUUGUUACUUUAGCUAGCCUACAGAACAGUCUGCAGAUGUGUCUAUAACCAUGGCUACAGGAUGUGGGCAAUUUUUCCGUAGUUUUACAGCAGGUUUGAAGAAGAACGAACCGCCUAUUCAGGAUGGAGGUUCAAGAGUCAAGCACAAUAGAGGACGUUCUUCGAAAGGGUCAUUAAUCAAGUGGGUUCAAACACAGUCAAGCCAACGAUGUUUUCACACAAGAUCCCAGAAGCACGUAAAUCAUCGAUUGUCCCGGACACUUGUGCGGUCAAACCAACUCCAACGACAUGCACUCAAAACCACUUUCUGAGGAUGCCACCUGAGAUUCUACAAAAGAUCUUGUCGUACCUGGACGACUACUCUCUGCUGUGCAUUGAGCAUGUCAGCAAGCUGUUCAACCAGCUGGCCAACAACAAUGAUAUGUGGCACCAGAUGUACCUGUCAAAGUAUGGGAGCAGUAAGAGGUGGAGACCCAAGAUUAUAGAGAAGCGGAGUCUUGUGAAGGUCCAGGAGCGGUCCAACGGUUUUUGGAGGAGACUGUACCUCAGAACCAUGGCCAUAUGCAAAGAGACCAGGUGGAAGCGAGAUCUCAAAGACAUCAACCCCUUCACUGGACUGCCCAGCCAGACAGAGCGAGUCCUCAGGAACCUGCAUGUGACCUGGGAUUUGACCCUGUGUGAUGACGUGUCAGGGUGGCGGGGCACCUUUGAGCCCAUCCAUGUCUACUUCUCCAACUCGUCCUUGACGGUGUGUUGGAGUGGAGAGCACUGGCCCUCCUUCUGUCAGACUAGUCUGCAGCUCCACGGAGUCAAGAAGUCCCACAUGCAUGGCUGGCGCUCCCUAAUGGUCAGGUUGGACAGAGAGACCAUCUCUGGGAGUAAGCAGAUUAUUGGGUCUGACAAGCUUGUAAACCUGGUGUUUCUUCCCCCUGGCCUCCUCGUAGGGACAUGGAGGGGUAAUUCCACCAUUGCCUUUGUCAUCGCCAACUUCCACUUUCACCGGUUGGUGGAGAGGAGUCUCCUGAGCUCUCCCUUUUGCUCGUACGCUAUGCCACACUUCUGUGACGAGGACCCCAGCUAUGAUCUCCAUAGUUACAGGCUACACAUUGUGCUCCACAACACGGUGACACAGAUCAUGUUGGGAUGCUUCCCUCAGCUCUCCUGUGAGAAAGGUCAGAUCCAUGGAAGGUACAUUUAUCUGACCGCCAUCAGGAAGAAUGAGUUUUCCCAGCACACCCCUCUGUCUGGCAAGGUCAUGCUGCCCUGGAGGUGGGGUGCCCUGCAGGGGAGUGUGGAGAACUGCUGUAUAAUGAGCCUGACACUACUGGACGAGUCCCAAAACCCCAUCUGGUGUGUCAGCACUCCGGUCUCAAUGGUGCUAUCCUGUGGAAAGCGGAUGUCCAGACACUACAAGGGCGAUCACUUCCUGAUACGGUAUCAGGAGCUGGAGGGAAAGGUGAAGAUGAAGCUGGUCUGGCUGGAGGAGCAAAAGCAGUUCUUCCUCAUCAGCCUAACCCUCGCCAUCACCCUGGCUAAGGUCAACAGGCACUUUGGAACAGAUGCCACUGGCUGACCAUGCUCAGCUGAACGGAGCAGGAAGAGGAUUUUCUCAUUGUGGGACUAGUUUUGUUGCAGUUCAAGUUUGUUGUUUCGACCAUUGCGAAGGUUGAGUG
Molecule: messenger RNA, 1965 nt
Organism: Osmerus eperlanus (European smelt)
Lineage: Eukaryota; Metazoa; Chordata; Actinopteri; Osmeriformes; Osmeridae
Product: F-box only protein 15-like
Exons: 10
Coding region: 501-1865 (454 amino acids)
Cellular component (GO): SCF ubiquitin ligase complex
Molecular function (GO): protein binding
Source: RefSeq, a predicted model, not a curated record